CCCAUCCCGCUCGCACUCUCUACGAUGAACCAAAGAGCUUAUAUUCUGGCCGGAAACGGAAAAUCAGCAAACCUAAUCGCUCCAGAACUUCCGCCCCCAAAUGCGAAGCCCUAGAAUUUUGGCGCCAUUUUUUUUCAAAACCUUGCAAAAUCAAAAUCUAUCCGACUUCUUUCUUCUGCACCUUUCACAGUAGUUUCUUCUCCACCUCUGUCUUCUGCUCUCCCUGUGAAGAAGCGGUAGUUCCAUCAGGGGGGAAAUGGAAGCGGCUGGGGCGCCGGAGGGUGGGGGGAAUCAACCUAGUCUACAAUGCUGGCUCAAGGAGCCAGUUGCCGCUUUGCUCCCGGGGUGGGGCAGGAAGGCUAGGAAGCCGGCGAAGGCUUUGAAGGAAGCUGGCGAGAGUGAAGACAUCCGUGUGCCCAAGAAGAGCGGUAGGAAGCCGAAGAAGCGGUUCGAUGGAUUGAUUGAAGUUAGCCGGCAGGGGGAAGCCGAGACGGCAGCUGAGAGUGGCCAUGUGCCGAAGAAGCGCGGUAGGAAGCCGAAGAAGCAGUUUGAGGGUUUGGGUGAAUCUAGCAAGCAGGGAGAAGUCGAGAAGGCGGUUGAAAGUAGCGAUGUGCUUGUGCCGAAGAAGCGCGGUAGGAAGCCGGGGAAUCAGGUUGAGGCUUUGAGUGAAGGUGGUGGGCUGGGUGGAGUCAAGGAGGCAGUUGAGAGUAGCGGCGUGAGUUUGCCUAAGAAGCGUGGUAGCAAACCCAAGAAUCAGGUGGAGGAUUCGAGGGAAGCUGGUGAUCAGGGAGAAGCCAAGGAGGCAGUUCAGAGUAGCGGCGUGAACGUGUCCAAGAAGCGUGGUAGGAAGCCCAAGAAUCAAUCGGUGGCUUUGAGCGAAGGGGGUGAGCAGGGAAAAGCUCAGACAGUUAGGAAGCAAGCGAUUAGUGGCGGUGAGUAUAGCGGGGAGUUCGGUCCAAUAAAAAAAAGACUGAGAACUAUUGAACCGAAGAAAGUUAGCUUUUCUGAGAAUUAUGGACUAGGCGACUGGGAAGAAGAGAUCCCAGAGAAAACGACAGGCAAGAAGCGAGGUAGAAGGAAGGAAAUGGAUUUCAGUGUUGGUUCUGAUUUGACUGUAGGAGGUGAAGCACGAGUAGGUGAAAGAGAGUCAAAGAAGCGUGGUAGAAAGAAGGGUAGUCUUAAAAGAGAAGCUGGUUCUUCUACUACCAUGUUGCAGAGUAGAACUUGCAGAUCUGGUCAUGGUGCACACCUCAAUCCUAAGGAGGGUAAAGAGAAGUGGCGAUUUAAUUGUCAUCAAUGCAAAAGGAACGAUAAAGGUCCAGUUAUGUGUUGUCAGCUAUGUAAAACCAAGCGAUAUUGUUACAAAUGCAUAGAGGCCUGGUAUCCAGAGAGGUCAAAGAAUGACAUUGCCAAAGCCUGCCCAGCAUGCUGCAACAAUUGCAAUUGCAAAGCAUGCUUGCGCCUAGAUUAUAAAAUCAAGGAACUGAAUAAUCAGAGGUUGGAGCUCACUAAGGAGAAGGAAGUAGAAUGUUCAAAGUAUAUGAUCCAGUUGCUUUUACCGCACUUGAAGCAGUUAGAUGAAGAGCAAAUGACAGAGAGAAAGAUUGAGGCAGGGAUACAAGGGAUAUCACUUGAAGAGUUGGUGGUACCAGAGGCAAACUGUCCUCUAAAUGAGCGAAUGUUCUGUGACAAUUGCAAGACUUCUAUUUUCGAUUAUCACAGGAGUUGUUCUAACUGCUCCUCUGAUCUCUGCCUUAUUUGCUGCCGGGAGAUCCGUCAUGGAUGCGCACAUGAUGGCAGGUCAGAAGUUGUUGUGGAAUUUAUCAACAGAGGGUUCUCUUAUUUACAUGGUGGAGAGGGUGAAAAAGUUGUUCCUCCUCUAAAUGACAUACCUGUUGCAAGUAGCUCGGAGGACCAUGUGAAAUCAUGCUUUGGCUGGACUACAAAUAAAGAUGGAAGUGUUCUUUGUGGCUGUGGUAGUGGGACUCUAGAAUUGAAAUCAGUUCAUUCAGGAAGUUGGUUGUCAGCUUUGGUGAAGAAGGCAGAGGAUACUGCCCAGAGAUUUAAUCUGGAAUUAUCUAGACCUCAAGCUGAACAAUGUGUGUGCUCCAGUAUGACAAGUGACGAGGAAAGAAGCGACCAUGAUGAGCUAUUAAAAGCUGCUAAUCGUGAAGCUUCUGAUGACAAUUAUUUGUUCUAUCCAAGGGCUAGAGAUAUCAAAGAGGAGGAUAUAAAGCACUUUCAGUGUCACUGGUUGAAAUCUCAGCCUGUCCUUGUAAGCAAUGUGCUUGAAACUGGUUUUGGUUUAAGCUGGGAGCCAAUGGUUAUGUGGCGUGCCUUUCGUCAAGUCACAAACUACAAAAAGCACGAAGCCCUUACCAAUUUGAAGGCCAUUGAAUGCUUGGACUGGUGCGAGGUGGAAAUUAAUGCCCAUCAGUUCUUCAGUGGAUACUCAAAAGGGUGGCAAGAUGGGGAAGGAUGGCCGCAGAUAUUGAAGCUGAAAGAUUGGCCUCCAUCUAAAAUGUUUGAUGAAAAUUUGCCCCGGCAUGGUCUGGAAUUUAAUUGUUGUCUGCCCUUUAAGGAGUAUAGUCACCCUGGUGAUGGACCUUUAAAUCUUUCUACCAAAUUGCCUGAAGAGUGUUUGAAGCCAGAUUUGGGGCCUAAGUCAUAUAUAGCUUAUGGAUUUGCUGAGGAGCUGGGCCGUGGUGAUUCUGUCACCAAGCUUCAUUGUGACAUGUCGGAUGCGGUAAUGUCUUAUGUGAAUAUCUUGACUCAUACUACUGAAGCAACUUAUGAAGACACCAAUAUACUUGAUAAAAUAAAGGGUCUGAAGCAAAAGCACAACGAGCAAGAUAAGAAAGAACUAUUUGGGAACAAUCAAGCUGUAAGUGAGCCUGAGAAGAACAUGCAUAAAAUGGACUGCCAAGGCUCGCCCGCAGAUGAUAAAGAUGACAAGGACGUAGCUUGCGGACUUGAAGGUCCUUGGCCAAAGUUGUCUGCCUGUGUAGAAGGAUCAGAGCUGAAAAAUAGUGAUGGGGAAGUUCAGGGGAGAAGCAUUGUAAAUGGUAUGGAUCUUAAUCAUAUAGCCGAAAUGGAAAAUGAAGAUGCUCAACUAGUUGUCACUGAUCUUUCAAAGGAAACAAAGUUGGAAAAAAGCAGUGAAGAAAUGGCCCAAGAUGAAGACGGUCAACUAAUUGUCACUGAUCUUUCAAAGGAAUCAAAGUUGGAAAAAAGCAGUGAAGAAAUGGCCCCAGAUGGAGGUAAGGAUAAGGGUACAACCGAGGGUAGUGUAGAGGAGGGAGCUGCUCUGUGGGAUAUUUUUCGUAGUGAAGAUGUUCCUCAGCUGGAGGAUUAUCUUAAAAGGCACCUUAAAGAGUUUCGGCACAUUCAUUGUUGUCCAUUGCCAAAAGUUAUCCACCCAAUCCAUGAUCAGAGCUUUUAUCUGUCCACAGAGCAUAAAAAGAAGCUGAAGGAUGAAUAUGGCAUUGAACCAUGGACAUUCGUUCAGAAACUUGGAGAUGCUGUGUUUAUUCCUGCCGGCUGUCCUCAUCAAGUGAGGAACUUGAAGUCGUGCAUAAAGGUAGCUGUGGACUUUGUUUCGCCAGAGAACGUGGGUCAGUGCAUUCGUUUGACAGAAGAGUUUCGCCUACUUCCUUCAAACCACAGGGCUAAGGAGGACAAGUUGGAGGUGAAGAAGAUGUGUCUUUAUGCCAUGGACAAGGCUGUGGAAGUUAUGGAGCGGAGUGAGAACUUAGACAUUCAAGAGGAUGGUGAAGAAAAGAAGGAAACUGCGGCAGACACAAAGAGUAGGGGCAGGGGCAGACCAAGAGGACGAGGCAGAAAGUCGAAGUAGGACAUGCUCGGCGAUCGAUAUGUGGUGUAAAAGGAAGUUCCAAAUGACCGAGUGUUGUUGUGACAUUACCUAGGACUAAUAGUGUCGUUUUGGUAGAAGGUUUCUCCAGGAAACCUUUGAAUUUUGAUUCCUAGCAGGAACUAUGGAAAGCAGGUCAGUUGAUGCAAAUGUAGUUUGUAUCACAUCUAGGUGUUAAUUAUGAACCUCAGUAGGCCCCUUGCUUAUGGCUGGGGAAAGGGGUUGGUAAAAAUGUUUGUAGAUUGAAUAGGAGCAGUGAUUACUGUGGUGAUCCAGUUGUUAUUGUCUUGGUUUUGCGUUUGUUUGGGGGUUGAAAUUAGUUACCAAGAAUAGCAAUUGCGUGAAUGGAUUAUAUUUUUAGGGUGAAAACCAAGAAGAGAAGACUGAGGGGAAAGAAAGGCAUGUGAAUGAGGGUGACUGAUUGGUGAAGUGGACAUGAAACCAACUAUAAUGAGUCUCUGGUCUGUGUAUUAUUAGUGUGGCAGAAUGUAAGGUGGCAGGCAGCCAGCACUCCAACUCAGUUGAAAAAUAAUAAGG
Molecule: messenger RNA, 4408 nt
Organism: Linum tenue
Lineage: Eukaryota; Viridiplantae; Streptophyta; Magnoliopsida; Malpighiales; Linaceae
Source: the annotation of a GenBank genome assembly